GUCAUGCUCCGGCCCAGCUGAAUAAGCGACCCAGUCAUCUGCAGUCCUGCGCUUUGACACUCACCAUGCUCCCCCGCCUCGCACGCGCCAUGUCGUCGACACCGCAGUACACGCUCUACACGCUCUGCGCGAACGCCGAGAAGACGCUGCCGAGCCACUCGAUGCACGUGAACAAGACGAAGAGCGAUUUGGCCAUCCUCGGCAUCCCCUACACCGAGACGAAACUCACCUUCGCCGAGAUCCGGGGCGACCUCGCGCGCGCGAGCGGCAACGACAAAGUGACGGUGCCCACACUCCGCGCCGGCGACGAAUACGUCACGGACUCAUUCAAGAUCGCUGAGUGGCUCGACGCGCGCGCGCCCACGCCCACGCUCUUCCCGACGCGCGACGCGCACCGCCUCGCCCGCCUCCUCUCGGCCUGGACGGACGGGGACAUGGCGCUGAGCAUCCGCGAGCUCUUCCGCCCGCUGUUCUACGACCUCAACGACGCCGCGUCAAAAGAGUACUUUGUGCGUGUGCGAUACCUGGGCCAAGCGGACGAGUUGGCGGCGCACCGCGCCGCGCUGCGCAGCCUCCCCGACGUCGAGCGCAAGGCAGUGCGCGCGCGCGCAAGCCUCGCUGUCCUCGAAAACUACCUCUCCCACGAGGAGGGCCCGUUCAUCCUCGGCCGGGAGGCGAGCCACGCCGACUCCAUCGUCUACGGCUGGUACUGCUGUUCGCAGGUCAAUGCGCGCGUGGUCAACCCCCGCUUGUGGUACCAUGACAGCCUGCCGCGCGUCGCCGCGUGGGUCGACGCGAUGAAGGCGCGCACGGGGCUCGACGUCUCGUUCCCCACGCCCGAGGGGUAUGCGUAUUAGCAUGAGUUCGUACAUUGUAGACACUGAAGCUGUUCUCGUUGUGCCGC
Molecule: messenger RNA, 904 nt
Organism: Cutaneotrichosporon oleaginosum
Lineage: Eukaryota; Fungi; Basidiomycota; Tremellomycetes; Trichosporonales; Trichosporonaceae
Source: RefSeq, a predicted model, not a curated record